CGUGUACUGUCACUUUCGUCUCUUGUUAGGACCGAAUACCGCACAUAUAUGUCAGCAGUAGCUCUCAUAUUUGACAGCUGGAUGCGCAGCAAUUUCACUCGAUAAAAAGUGUGCAAACCGUUUUGCAUAUGAGCAUACAUCUUGUUCUCAUAUUAUAUUAAUCACGUAAUGAUCUAUAAAAUGGUAUCAAAUUGGAUUCAUAGCAUGACAUCACGUUAUGAUAAAACGUGAUCAUCACGAAUUUCUAUCUAAGAGGAUCAGAGGCUUCCAAAAUAUUUUACAAACUUCGUCAACGCUUUGGCAGAGAGAGGCGAAAAAUGUUGGCCUCUCUAAAAGGAAAAUCAGGUCAAGGAGCAACAGCACCAUAUAUAUCCACAUGGCCGUUGUAUGAGGAGUGCAUAUUCCUAGCGGAUCAUAUUGUUGUACGCAAAACAUCAAGUAGUUACAAUACAAAUAUUUUGCCAAAAACUCAGAAUGCUGCAGCUGUGAGGCUCAAAUCUGAAGCUGACAAAUCCUCACUUAUAUCUAUCCGGUUCUCUUCUUCACCGUCACCACCUGUAUUCAUCAGGUCAUCUACGUCACCUCAAACUCCAGGGUUAUCAUCGUCUAGUGCGUGGAGCAGUGAUAACGACUUGUUUGUUGAAAAAGAUGUUGAAUCUGAUACGUCUGAUAGUCGAAGCUCAAAUAGACGAUUAUUUGCAGCUACAGCAAUGGGAGCGUCAAUGUUCUCAACUCUGAGCUCGGCUCAGAGAUCUGAAUCUAUUUUAAAGGAAAUAAAAGAAGCCAGAUCGGAAGGAAAAUGCAUUGUUCUCCCGUCUAACAAUUUUGCUGCAAAGAAGAAGGAUGAUGAUGCCUUAACUCAGGCAAUUCUACUUCAAACAAGUGCUCUGUCUUCUAUGACAGCUAAACUCAGCAAGGGCCUGUUAAAUCCUAGCAACACUAUUGUAUCUGAUAAUAAUAGUAAUAUUAGUAAUAACAGUAAUAUUAAUCUGAUUAUGAGUGCUAUCUCCUUUGCCCUAUAAUCUGUGCCCGUUGAGAAGCAUCUUGAAUGCAUGAUGGAACUAUUAUCGAUAAUAACUGAAAAGUAUGUCAAAAAGUGAUGUUUUAAUGUUUUUU
Molecule: messenger RNA, 1116 nt
Organism: Harpegnathos saltator (Jerdon's jumping ant)
Lineage: Eukaryota; Metazoa; Arthropoda; Insecta; Hymenoptera; Formicidae
Product: putative mediator of RNA polymerase II transcription subunit 26
Exons: 4
Coding region: 318-1022 (234 amino acids)
Source: RefSeq, a predicted model, not a curated record